GGUUAGACGGUCUGGAGGGGCCCAAUCGCCCGAGGGCGAGGCUGCUCGGGAGAUUGGCAUUGGUCAGUGCGUCACGAUGCCGAGCAAACAACAGUGGAAAUGUCGUAUAGCGGUCCAAGAGCCGGUGAGGGCGUGGAGACCGGUAGCGUCGAGCUUAUAAUGACAGCGAGAGCCGUGCGAGGCGGAGUCGGCAGCCUGAGAUUCCUCACCUUUGACAAACUGCUUUGCGACUGCUUUCGCUGAAUCACGACAAGAUGGCAACAGCAGUCCUGCACAAGGCCUCCUGGCUCGCUCUAUUUGCUGUGGCGACGACCGUUACUGCACAGUCUAGCAGUGCAUUCUGGACCUUCACUACACGCUAUCAGGAUUGCAUCUCCACAUACUCAGGGAUGUACUCAGAUUACACCUAUUCGUCAACAUGUACAAUCAAGGACUCGGUGACUCCAACCGUGGAGCCUUAUGAGAUCAGUACCCCAACUAGCGACAGUUACGAUUACUAUUAUGGAUCCUCGGACCUCGCAAUGUAUACCGCGUGGUAUACUGCCGGCGCAGUGCCCGAUUCCGACCUCAAACCGACAAAUGACUACUAUGCGACUACCACGACGGCGAGAUCGACCUCCACAUAUUAUGAUUUCUCCAUGCUGGUUACCUACACGGCGCCAGCCGACUGCCCCACGGCUUUCACUAUUACGACCAAUGCGUCGGUGGAUGUUCCCACCCAGGUCCUGCACUCAGUCACUCCCUACGCGGUUGAUACUUCGAUCCCAGUGCCAACUGCCCGUGCGUCGUACAUCUACGAGACCUGGUACCUGAGCGGUGGUGAAGCGCCUUUCACAAGUACAAAGGAUUACUAUUACACCGAGUACAUUGAACAAUGCUCCACACCAUACCAGUUCGGCAGUUACUCUGACUACUCUUACACACGUUCUCGAUACACAUCCCCUACCGAUUCAGUUAGCGGCGGAACGAGUGGAAAUUCCGGAGAUUCCUACCGCUGGGAUUACUGCUACUAUGGCUACGGGUGCACAAAUCUUCGGGUCUGGGUCAUCGUCAUUGCGGCAGUGAUCCCUAGUCUCUUCGUCCUAGGAUUCUUCGAGAGUUACUUCUGGUUCCGUAGACUGAUGCUGGGGAAAGGAUGCUUGCGGUUCGGCACUAUCUCAUGGAUCUGCAUCUCGCUAUGGGUGGCAUGCUUCACCAGGUCGCAAAGCCGGCGCAGCCCAGAAGACCAGCUGCUGCUGAGGCAGAAAUGGAAGGAGACAAGUUUCGGCACUGCUAUCAAGCUGUGGUUCAAAUGGGGUUUCCGACACCGAUACCCCGUUCCUCUUCUCGGCCAGUACUCGCGCAACACGGUCGGCAUCGUGCCUGAAGGACAACCUCUUCCCGCUCCUGGCAUGGUACAGACGAAUGGCAACUAUCCCGGAGGACCCCAGCCGCCGCCUGGCGCUUUUAUCCCCAACGGUCAAGGCCAGCCCUACUACCCUCCACCUCAGGGUUGGGCAGCUGCACCGAACGGUCAAGGAUAUCCCAUGCCGCCUCCGGGACAGCCCUAUAUGCCAAACGGUACCGUUCAGUACUACGGUGAGCAGACGAAGGACGCGCCGAGUGUCACCGCAACUUCGGUGUCACCCGUGAACGGCGCGCCGCAACCCGCACCUUCGCCAGUCUCACCGACGGUAUCACCGCACGUACACAACCCGAAUGUUGCUGAAGCUCCGGCUGCAACUCAGGUGCCCGUUCAUCCUACUGAACCGCAAGAUCCUGCUCCAACACAACUACCUACACAUAAAGACAGUGCUGUAUAAGCCCACAUCUACCUAAUUUCUUAAUCCUAAUGGUCCUGUAGUCAGCGACCCGUUGAAGGCGCUGUUCCAGUCAUAGACGGUUCACUCGUUGAGCACAAGAUUCUUGUAUUUUUUGCUUUUUUUGCAUGGAUGAUAUCCCCAGGAGCAUGAGCUCGAAGUUUCUAGUUUUUCGCAAUCGAUGGACAAGAGUCCAGGCAUAAACAUCUCCAUACAGUCCUUCCUUUAACUUGAGAAUGCAGUGACGAGCUCCCAUGAUAGACACCGCGCUUUGACCUCACCAUUUUCACUCACCACUCGGCUUAUACAACACCGUACGGGGUACUUGCGCUUACCACUCACUUCGUGCCACUCCAAGCCGUGUACCUCAAAGACGUACCUUUGCCUCUGCAACUCAAUCCUCACCACACUGUG
Messenger RNA from Paraphaeosphaeria sporulosa, 2213 nucleotides. RefSeq lists its product as uncharacterized. The record is from RefSeq and is a predicted model, not a curated record. The coding region runs from base 255 to 1802 and encodes 515 amino acids. The transcript has a single exon. NCBI's taxonomy places the organism in Eukaryota, Fungi, Ascomycota, Dothideomycetes, Pleosporales, Didymosphaeriaceae.